Dicentrarchus labrax (European seabass) is the source of this 2546-nucleotide messenger RNA. RefSeq names its product heparan sulfate 2-O-sulfotransferase 1b (gene hs2st1b). The record is from RefSeq and is a predicted model, not a curated record. The transcript is spliced from 7 exons. Gene Ontology annotation, cellular component: membrane. NCBI's taxonomy places the organism in Eukaryota, Metazoa, Chordata, Actinopteri, Moronidae. Bases 471 to 1541 code for a protein of 356 amino acids. Gene Ontology annotation, molecular function: heparan sulfate 2-sulfotransferase activity.
AGAAGAAGAAGAUGAUGAAGCUGAUGAUGGUUCUUGCUGCAACAAGCGUAUGAAGCACUGUGUACAUUACAGUAAUGUAGUUUGGGGUCGCCAGCUUUUAAAUGGACGCAGCUAACGUUAGCUCGACCCUGCAGGCUGUCGCUGGAGUUGAAAGAAUACAAACCGAGAUGAUGACGUUAGCAUGAGCUUUACGUGGCUUUAUAAUGAUAGUUAGCGGAGAGGCUAGCUAAUGUUAGGUUGUUAACGUUGAGUUAAUCCUGUUGGACGGCUGUUAUGUAUCAACUAACGUUAGUUAAUGGCGCCGGACAGCUAACAUGAGCGACAUUUAUUUCCAUGUAGCUGAGGUGAAUCGACUCAGAUGAGUUGGUCGGCAGUGUAAACUUCUUCUCUGGGUUAGUCAUUAGCAGCGGACCUGAGGCAUUUCACCGUUUAGCUGCUGCUAUCCGCGGCAUGCUUCCUCUGGUUGUUUGAUGGGGCUUUUAAGGACCACGAUGCCGCCCAAGUUCCAGCUUUUGGCUCUUUUGGCAUUCGGAGUGGCGAUGCUGUUUAUUGAGAACCAGAUCCAGAGACUGGAGGAGUCAAGAGCCAGACUCGAGCGUACCAUUGCCAGACACGAGGUGGCUGAAGUAGAGCAGCGUCACAGGAAAGAUGCCGGGCGGGAAUUGUCACCACCAGCAGACAAAGACGACAUGGUCAUCAUCUACAACCGAGUGCCCAAGACGGCCAGCACGUCCUUCACGAACAUCGCCUACGACCUGUGUGGGAAGAACCGCUUCCACGUCCUGCACAUCAAUACGACCAAAAACAACCCUGUCAUGUCUCUGCAAGACCAGGUGCGCUUUGUCAGGAAUGUCACCUCAUGGAGAGAGAUGAAGCCCGGCUUCUACCACGGCCAUGUAGCUUAUCUGGACUUCUCAAAAUAUGGGGCGAAGGGUAAGCCGAUGUACAUAAAUGUGGUGCGGGACCCCAUUGAGCGCCUGGUGUCAUACUACUACUUCUUACGUUUUGGAGACGACUACAGACCAGGUCUUCGACGAAGGAAACAAGGGGACAAAAAGACCUUUGAUGAGUGUGUGUCAUCCGGGGGGUCUGACUGUGCUCCUGAGAAGCUCUGGCUGCAGAUCCCCUUCUUCUGCGGCCACCAUUCAGAGUGCUGGAAUGCGGGCAGCAGAUGGGCCCUGGAACAGGCCAAAUACAACCUGGUGAAUGAAUACCUGCUAGUUGGAGUGACUGAAGAGCUGGAGGACUUCAUCAUGAUCCUGGAGGCAGCACUGCCACGCUUCUUCAAGGGGGCCACAGAGCUCUACAAAACAGGAAAGAAGUCCCAUCUGCGAAAGACCACCGAAAAGAAGCCCCCCACCAAAGAGACAAUAGCCAAGCUGCAGCAGUCCGACAUCUGGAAAAUUGAAAAUGAGUUUUAUGAGUUUGCACUCGAACAGUUUCAGUUUGUGCGUGCCCACGCUGUCAGGGAAAAGGAUGGAGAACUUUAUAUCCUGGCUCAGAGCUUCUUCUAUGAAAAGAUCUAUCCCAAAGUGAACUAAAAGGGAAGCCAGGAAAGGGACACGGGCUGCACAGGGACUUAGAAGUCAUUUACACUGGCAGGAAAAGACACAGGUUCACCGAGUGAUGCUGGUGAACGCUUGAAUGCUUUUUCUGAGAAUUUUGACCUCUACAGUUCAGAAAAUCCCUUUCAGAUGGAAUUUCUACGAAGAAUGUGUCUAAUUUUUUUUAUUGCUGGUGCAGCUGUUGAGAAAAGGAGCGUUGGUCUGAACUGUGAGACAGAAGUCCAGCCCAGAGCAGGGUGAAAUAGUGAUACAUCUCACAGCCCAAACACAAGCAGCCUGUGAUUUUACAACAUUCUGUUUUUGGCUCAGUUUGAAAGCAUAUUUAAAAUGUGUUUUUCUGUGCCCCUGACAGGUUAGAGAAAGGGAAUCAGCUGAGAAAGAUAUCCAGCUUGUAUUAUACAUACACUAGGUUAUUGGUGCACAAAUUCUUGUUUACAUAGUUACAGAAGAUAAAACUGUUACAGAACAAAAAGAUCAGAGCUGCAUUUAUGAGCAUGCAGUGAACAUGUUUUUGGACCAAAUGGUAGCAGAAGAAAAUAGAUUGGACCAUAGCAUCCUUUGGUGCGUGACUAGUAAUUUUUUACCCCGCUGAGAUGUUUUUUUUUUUUAGACGUUUAACACAUUGCAUCAGUAUUUUAUGACAGGGAUAGUGCUGUGCAUCUUCGGUCCAACUGAUAGCCGCUGUUUCAGCCAGUGAAAGGACCACAGCUGGAGAAAAGUACCAAUCAAAAAUGAAUCGAAUGUUUUGAGUACAGGGUUUACCAGAGCUGUGACUUGUUCAUGCUUUCAUGUUCAGCAGAAAAAGAUGGAGCCGGAGGUCGAACUGAUAGUGCCUUUAUUACAACGUUUAGGACUCGUUUCCAACGAUCCCACAAUCAUGUUUCUCUUUUUUGUGUGUAUUCUGAUGAACUGCAGUUCCCUUUUCUCUUCUGUUUCACACUUACCCCAUUAACAACCUAAACAUAAAUACAUGACUGCAAA